AGCAGCAUGCUGUCCGCAUUGAUCGUCCCCUUCAAGUACAUGAGUCCAGGUCCAGACAGCACAGAGGACGAGGACACUUUAAGUACCAGCAGUAUAGAGGUCAAAGAGAACCGGAACACUGGAAACCUUGAUGACUGCCCUAUCAUGGCAUCGGAUCGUCCAUCCUUCUUCCUUUCUGAUGCAACUAGAGUGGGUGUGUCUUCUCUGAAACGAAAGCGCCCACUAGAAGAGGACAACAAUGGGCGUGUAUGUGAACUGCGAUUGUGCUACAGGAAGUCCUCAUGGUCAGACACACCCAAAAACGCCGUGGUUCAGUUGAAUGAGUUGCGGCCGGGCCUGCAGUACCGCAUUGUGUCUCAGACGGGCCCUGUACAUGCGCCUCUCUUUUCAAUCGCUGUUGACGUUAAUGGACUCACCUUUGAGGGAACAGGGCCAACAAAAAAGAAGGCUAAGAUGCGGGCAGCCGAGCUGGCACUAAGCUCCUUUGUGCAGUUUCCUAAUGCUGCCCAAGCUCACUCAGCUAUAGGUAGUGCAUCUAACCCCACUACAGACUUUACCUCUGACCUUUUGGACUUUCCGGAGACACUCUUUAAGGGAUUUGAACCAGACGGUUAUCGUUCAGCUGAGUCUGAGCUGCUCUCUAGUGCCCUCCGUCUGCGGCACAAACUAGACUUAAUGGUGGUACAAGCGAGGCAGGACGACGUUCGCUUUUCUACCCCUUCACCAACCCCUGAACCUACAACCCCGAGUCCUGUUGUGUUGCUGAACGAUCUCCGACCAGGAGCACGCUAUGCAUGUUUGUGCCAGAGUGCCCAGGGCAGGCAUGCUAGACGCUGUUUUGUAAUGGCCGUUCGAGUGGAUGGACAUACAUUUGAAGGCACUGGUCGCAGCAAGAAGCUGGCAAAGAGAAAAGCAGCACUGAGUGCCCUGCAGUCACUCUUCAACAUCACACAGGCACCCGAGGCAAGGCUGGGCACGAUCAAGCGACCUCAAUUACCCCAGGAUUUUGCUGAUGCUGUAUUUCAUUUGGUAAGGGAAAAGUACAGUGAGCUGACCGGCUGCUCAUCUCUUAUGCACUCGCGUCACAAAGGCCUUGCAGGCAUCGUCAUGACCAGAGGGCUGGAUGUGAGACAGGCUGAAGUGGUGGCACUAUCUACGGGUACCAAGUGUAUAAAUGGAGAGUAUCUGAGUGAUCAGGGUUUAGCUGUUAAUGACUGUCACGCAGAAAUCACAGCCAGACGAGCACUGCUGAGAUUCCUUUAUUCACAACUGGAAUUGCACCUCAGUAAGCGAGAGGAGGACAGGGAGCAGUCCAUCUUCAUCCGACAUAAAGAUUCGUAUUUCCGUCUCCGAGACAACAUCCUCUUCCACAUGUACAUCAGCACCUCGCCAUGUGGAGACGCCCGCAUCAACUCACCCUACGAACUCACCACAGACUUCUCAGUGCACAACAGUAGAUCGCUGGUAAAGAAGUUCCACAGUCAUUUGCGAAGUAAGAUCGAGUCAGGCGAGGGUACGCUACCUGUACGGUGCAGAUCAGCUGUACAGACAUGGGAUGGAGUGAUGCAGGGUGAGAGACUUGUCACCAUGUCCUGCACUGACAAGAUAGCCAGGUGGAACGUGCUGGGUCUGCAGGGGGCACUGCUCAGUCACUUUAUUGAACCUGUGUACCUGUACAGUUUAACGGUGGGUAGUGUGACACACACUGGCCACCUCUCCAGAACCCUCAACCAGAGGAUGGAGCGCCUUGGUUCACUUCCUGCCUGCUAUCGUCGAAACCAGCUCUUGCUCAGCAAUCUUAGCAGUAGUGAAUGUUGGCAAAAACCAAAGUCAACGUGCUACAGUGUAAACUGGACUGCAGGAGAUGAUCAGCUGGAGGUGAUCAAUGCCAACAUGGGCAAGCGGAGAGACUGUGGAGCGCCAUCACGUCUCUGCAAAUAUUCCCUGUUUGUACGCUGGAACAGAAUCUAUUGCAAGCUGGUAGCUUCGGGUUCGAACACCAACCCACUGACGUACAGUGAGACCAAGCAGGCGGCAGCAUCCUACCAGACUGUGAAGGAGCAGUGGGUGAGAACACUGCAGGAGGCCGGAUUAGGAACGUGGGUCAGGAAACCUGCAGAGCAAGAGCAAUUCCUUCUUCCAGCAGGAGACAAUGUCCGCCUAGUGAUCUGAGGUUUGAAUCUCAGCAGUGCUAUUGGCUGGUCGGGCAUCUGCACAGAUUGGCUGUGUCUAUUGUCAGGAAUGAUUCACUGCGAUCC
Trichomycterus rosablanca is the source of this 2258-nucleotide messenger RNA. It is a transcript of the gene adarb2, whose product is annotated as adenosine deaminase RNA specific B2 (inactive). Gene Ontology annotation, cellular component: cytoplasm; nucleolus. Gene Ontology annotation, molecular function: double-stranded RNA binding; tRNA-specific adenosine deaminase activity; double-stranded RNA adenosine deaminase activity. The record is from RefSeq and is a predicted model, not a curated record. Lineage: Eukaryota; Metazoa; Chordata; Actinopteri; Siluriformes; Trichomycteridae. Gene Ontology annotation, biological process: RNA processing; adenosine to inosine editing. The coding region runs from base 7 to 2172 and encodes 721 amino acids. The transcript is spliced from 10 exons.